This is a messenger RNA of Didymella exigua CBS 183.55, 740 nucleotides long. RefSeq names its product Isochorismatase hydrolase. The record is from RefSeq and is a predicted model, not a curated record. Lineage: Eukaryota; Fungi; Ascomycota; Dothideomycetes; Pleosporales; Didymellaceae. Bases 32 to 571 code for a protein of 179 amino acids. The transcript has a single exon.
ACACAACCGCGCUGCUACUAAUCGACAUGCCAUGCAGCACAACUUCCUCUCCACAAACGGGUACCUCGCCAGGCUCUCCCCAAGCACCGCAUCCCGUUUCACGCCGUUGAUACCCACCAUCUGGGCUCUCCUUGCGGCCUUCCGCCGCGCCUCAUUCCCAGUGAUUUACACGCGCAAAGGCCACGUACCGAAUCUCUCCACGGUGUCGAGCCGCGAACUACACCGAUCCAAGGUCUCAGGUGCGCAGAUCGGGGCUCAAGAGCCCAUGGGGCGCUUUCUGAUCAGGGGAGAAUCAGGUCACGACAUCGUUCCUGAGCUGGUGCCGUUGUCAGGUGAAGUCGUGAUUGAUAAGCCAGGACGGGGUACGUUUACGAAUACAGAACUUGAUGCGGUAUUGAGGGCGAAAGAAAUCCGGAACCUGAUGGUCUGCAGCGUCACGGCCGAUGCGUGUGUAACCAGUACGGUGAGAGAGGCUAGUGAUCGUGGGUACGAUGUGCUGGUCGUCGAAAACGGGGUGGAGAGCAUGGAGCAUGAACGAGGAACUGAAGAGGUGGAGCCUGGAAUCAAUUAGGAUAGAGGGAGGGUUAUUUGGGGUGACUGCAGACAGCAAGGCCGUGUUGGAAGCAGUCGAAACCUGGGUCGGUCAUGAAACAAACCGGGAAUAACAUUAGGCUUAGGGUGGCAACGUGCGGAAGGCGACACUGCUGCAAGACAGUAUAAGUACCACAGUUGACAUCAUG